AUGCCGUCGAUAAAAAAACAGAAGAAAAAGAAGCCAUCCCCAUCCAAACGACCCAGCUAUCAACGCUAUGCCAAACCUCCGUUAUCCUACAUCGCCUUGAUUUCUAUGGCCAUAGAUGCCUCACCAGACAAGCGUUGUACGCUCAACGAUAUCAAUAAAUACUUGGUUGAUAACUUUGACUUUUUCCGUGGCAACUACACCGGCUGGAAAAAUUCGGUGCGACAUAAUUUAUCGCUAAAUGACUGCUUUAUUAAAGUCCUCAAAGAUCCCAAUCGACCGUGGGGUAAAGAUAAUUACUGGACAAUUAAUGAACAGAGUGGAUUUACCAGCGCAGCUGUAGAGAGUUACAAGAGAAGAAGAAAGAGACUUCGA
Trichoplax adhaerens is the source of this 372-nucleotide messenger RNA. RefSeq lists its product as uncharacterized. The record is from RefSeq and is a predicted model, not a curated record. Gene Ontology annotation, molecular function: RNA polymerase II cis-regulatory region sequence-specific DNA binding; DNA-binding transcription factor activity, RNA polymerase II-specific. The annotation marks the transcript as partial. Gene Ontology annotation, biological process: anatomical structure morphogenesis; cell differentiation; regulation of transcription by RNA polymerase II. The transcript is spliced from 2 exons. Lineage: Eukaryota; Metazoa; Placozoa; Uniplacotomia; Trichoplacea; Trichoplacidae.